Molecule: messenger RNA, 2667 nt
Organism: Vespula vulgaris
Lineage: Eukaryota; Metazoa; Arthropoda; Insecta; Hymenoptera; Vespidae
Product: solute carrier family 35 member E1 homolog
Exons: 3
Coding region: 1-1053 (350 amino acids)
Cellular component (GO): Golgi apparatus
Molecular function (GO): antiporter activity
Source: RefSeq, a predicted model, not a curated record
AUGGACGACAAACGAAAUAGUCGCGAAGUGAUAACUAUUCUUUUCUUGUGUCUGCUAUGGUAUGCAGUAUCCAGCAGCAGCAAUGUCGUUGGCAAGAUGGUACUUUCAGAUUUUCCAUAUCCUCUUACGGUAACAAUGGUACAGUUAACCUCAAUCACAGUAUACUCCGGCCCAUUUUUCAAUUUAUGGGGUGUACGCAAGUCUCCUUCCAAUAUUUCUUGGGGUUAUUACUUGCGUCUUAUCGUGCCCUUAGCACUUGGCAAAUUUCUUGCUAACGUGUUUAGCCACGUCAGCAUUUGGAAAGUUCCCGUGUCGUAUGCUCACACUGUGAAGGCUACAAUGCCACUCUUCACAGUGAUUUUGUCAAGAAUAAUUUUACGAGAAAAGCAAACCUGGAGAGUUUAUCUUAGUCUCGUACCUAUUGUGGGAGGUGUAGCCAUUGCAACUUUAACAGAACUUAGUUUCAACAUGAUUGGUCUAAUAAGUGCUUUAGCAUCUACUAUGGCAUUUUCCUUACAGAAUAUAUAUUCAAAAAAGGUGCUGCAUGACACAGGAGUUCAUCAUUUAAGACUUCUACUUAUAUUAGGACGUUUAGCUUUGUUUAUGUUCCUACCAAUUUGGAUAUUCUAUGACUUGAGAAAUUUAGUACAUGAUCCUACUACAAAAACAUCAGUAAAUAUCUCGUAUAACAUAUUAGGAUUAUUAUUUUUGGAUGGUAUACUAAAUUGGUUGCAAAAUAUUAUAGCUUUUUCUGUGCUUUCAAUAGUAACACCAUUGACGUACGCAGUAGCAAGUGCUAGUAAACGUAUAUUUGUAAUUGGGGUAACUUUAUUUGUAUUAGGUAAUCCUGUAACAUGGGUAAAUGUAUUUGGUAUGGCUAUGGCCAUUUUAGGAGUGUUGUAUUAUAAUAAAGCCAAAUAUGAUCAGCGUCAAGAAAAGCAAAGAGAUAAUAGUAUACUUCCAAAAUAUUAUAAUAUGAAUCGCAAUGGUAAUAGCAAUUCUUUUGUAGCUAAUGGAUGGGCCAAUAAGAGAAAUCAACUAUUUGCAGUCUAGUCUGUGUUCGAAAAUAUGAAUUAUAUAUCUUUUAGAGAAUAUUGAUUUACUUAUGACAAUGUAAGUAGAUUGGAUAUGUUUAAAAACUUUCAAAUGAUUUUAUAAAAGAUUAUUCAAGAUAAUGUAUAAUCUCUGCAUUCAGUGAAAUGAUCCAAGUGAUUAACAUAUGAUGAUAAAGUAUGUUUACAUAUUUCAAUUAUUUGUCUUGCACAAAGAGAACUGUAAAGGCCUAAAGCAUCGCACAGCGAAAAGCAGAAGAGUUAAUUUUUCUUAGCUGUUUCAUACGUUCGUAUUGGAAAGAGCAGUAUUGUACCAUAAACAAUCUUCGAACCUAUGAUGUAUUGAUUAACUAUUACGAGUUGAAUAUAUUAACAUUUUUUUUUAUUACUCUUAAGUGGUCAUUUUUUAUAGUCACAGUAGCGGUCGCUGCUUUGCGUUUUCUGCUAGUGUAUUUAGACCUUCAUAUUUCUCCUUCAUUUCGAGCGAUACUCUGUAGAACUCGUAGAUAAUUUUGAUAUAAUCCAUUUCUUGAUUCCAUAAAUUUCUUUUAAAAUUAAACCUGCUGGUAAGGUAGGAUUAUAUAAUUUCAGAUGCACAUGGAUCUUUUUAAAAUAGCUGAUUGCUGGUACAAUUAGCAACGAUUAUUUAAAUAUUACAAGUUAAUUAUGCAACUAAUAAAUUCACGCUUGCGAUAAAAAUGAGUUACUGUAUCUAAUUUAAGGCUAAGAGUAUUGGCCAUUAACCAGUUUCCUAGCUUGUAAUGCAUUGAUUACGAGCGUGCUAUUUUUAAUAAGUAAUGCACGAUUUUGCAUUUCUUAAAAUAUUAUCCUGUUACAAUGUAACGUUGACUGUUUGUAGAUAUGCGUAAUGACUAUAAAUGUACAGGUACAUUGUUUUGAAUGUUAGAUUAAUUUAUAAUAAUGUAUCUCUUAAUUUUUGCACUUGUAUAAAGAUUUGUUCGUUUACAUACUUCCAGAAAAGAUAUUGUACAGUUGGUGUGUUAUGAAUCAGCGCGAAGUAUGUAUGUGUGAAAAAUUGUAUGCAGGAAAGGUUGUUCUAGCUAAAAGCAAUCUAUAGUACAUUUAUUUUUAUAAAUAAACACAUGCGUACAAAAAUAUACCAGAGGCAUUAGUAUCGCAGCAGCAUCAUUCAUAUAAAAUAUACUACAUUACGCCCUACAAAGUUUUUACGAUAUCCUGAGGUGAUAGUGGCCUAGCCACAGUCAAAUCUAAACGUGGACCAGCAGCGGCGAUUAGGGGUACGGCCAAACAACAGUCGCAGUCUUCUGUAUUUGCUUCGUUAACACGUAGAAUUCUGUCGUAAGGUCGCAAAACUCCAUCGCAAGGUCCACCAGGUCUCAAACGAUUUAUAUAUACGCCACGUUCGUAAAGUCCAUCGGAGACAGAAAAUCCGAAAUCUUCGUAAACUGGAUCCUUGUGCAGUGAUACGUGUAUUAUUUGUUGAGGUCUAUUGUCUGAUACACCGUGUUCUUGAGAGCUAAAAUUUGUUAAAUUGUUUUAUCUUAUUCAUAUUUAUGUUAAAUAUUUUAUAUAGGUAUUUAAAAAAUAUCUGUAUUUUUUUUUAUUAAUAAUAAUUCAGUAAUUCUUCGAUGCA